AGGCGAGCAAGAUGGGAUUGCCGACAACGCAUCCGGGUGCGACGGGUUUAUCGUUUUUCUGUCACAACGGCGAACACCUGACGCAACCGCCUCCUGCUCACAUGGGUAUCCCGCCUUACCAGCUCGAUCCAAAAACGGCCGCAGGAGCCAUGGGAGCAAUGGGUGCUAUGGGAGAGUACUGGCGAGGACUGCAACUUGGGUUGCGAGCGUCGCCUGCGGCCGGUAACGGAGCACCUGGAACGAGUCCGCCGCCACCUCCGCCACCAGCUGUCGGUCUCAGCACCGGAGACUGGAAACGCCUUGGACCUCUGCUUGCUGCUACUGGUUUGACGAGGCCUUCGAUGUUUCCGUACUCACCAGCGCAGUAUUCUUAUCCUAUGCUUAGUCCAGAAAUGUCACAAGUCGCCGCAUCAUGGCAUACGCCCAGUAUGUACCCCAUUUCUUCAGGAUCAUCAGGAUUUCGAAGUCCGUAUCCAUCAUCGUUACCUAUUACUAGUACAACUCUUCCCAGUGAUUUCUACAGGUUUUCACCGACCGGACUGAUUCCAUCUCAUCCGCAUGCCGGGCUUAGUCCGCACGCACAUCCUCACCACGUGCAUUCACUAACAUCACAUCCCGCAAUCGUGACGCCGGGGCCCAAACAAGAAUUACCGCACCAGAAUAAUAACCACCGAUAUGCAAGGUCAUCUUUGGAUUCUAAAAAUUCAACAGCGGCCCAAAUAGACAAACAAAAUGGACCUGAUGCAGGUAAUUCUGCAGCAGAUAAGAAAAAGCCACAUAUCAAGAAACCCUAA
Messenger RNA from Ctenocephalides felis (cat flea), 794 nucleotides. RefSeq names its product protein pangolin, isoforms A/H/I/S-like. Gene Ontology annotation, molecular function: DNA-binding transcription factor activity, RNA polymerase II-specific; RNA polymerase II cis-regulatory region sequence-specific DNA binding. The record is from RefSeq and is a predicted model, not a curated record. Gene Ontology annotation, cellular component: beta-catenin-TCF complex. Bases 12 to 794 code for a protein of 260 amino acids. NCBI's taxonomy places the organism in Eukaryota, Metazoa, Arthropoda, Insecta, Siphonaptera, Pulicidae. Gene Ontology annotation, biological process: canonical Wnt signaling pathway; regulation of transcription by RNA polymerase II. The transcript is spliced from 5 exons.